AUGACUGAGAAUGAAGAUGAGGUUACAACGUUUUGUGACUCAACGGCAUCAUUGGUGGAAGGAUGCCGUCUCCCAGUUCGAAUGCAGGGCGGAGAUGACUGGCCACUAGCUGAAAUUAUUAGUAUGAAAGAAGUCAAUGGAAUGAGAGGAUACUAUGUCCACUAUGUUGACUUCAACAAAAGAUUAGAUGAGUGGGUCGAAGAAUCAUGGCUAGAUACAAGGAAAGUGCAAUUUCCCAGACGAGAUGGAGCACCAACAGGCGGUACAACAACACCUAAGAAGACACAUAUUGGAUCAGGAGGUGGCAUUAUGCCUAGUUUUCUUAAUGAUAAUGUCUGCACCGAACCCCCGAAGUCACAACCCACUAGAGAAUUGCACCAAAUUCCACCAAAAAUACCAGAAAAAAGUCAUACUAAUCAUGCACUCAAUGGUUCAUCACAAAAAUUUACUUCUGGUACAAUUUGUGAACCGCGCCAGCUCGUGUCAAGACCAGCGAGCCCAACUCUUGGGCAUGAUUCGUCAACGCUGGUCAACGGUGGAGCGGUCCUGGCGGCUGCUUUACAGAAGAAAAUGAACAGAAAACGGAAAGCUGUCUCCGUUGAUAACGACGUCAGUGUUACUGCAGAAGCAAAUGAUUCCCUAGAUGGUGGUGAGCCCAUAGUAAGUGGGACAGCGACUCCCACAGCACGGCCGCGACAGUCAGGCAGCAUGGUCGCCCAUGGGCAUGACGACGUGGUCACGCGCAUGAAGAACAUAGAAAUGAUUGAGUUGGGCAGACAUAGAAUACGGCCGUGGUACUUCGCACCAUAUCCACAGGAAAUGGUCAACUUACCUUGUAUCUAUAUUUGUGAAUUCUGUUUGAAAUAUAGGAAGAGUAAAAAGUGUUUGGAACGACACCUUAUCAAGUGCAAGCUAAAAUAUCCGCCUGGAAAUGAAAUAUACAGACGAGGCAGUAUAUCAUUUUUCGAAAUUGACGGUAGAAAGAACAAAACGUAUGCGCAGAACCUUUGCCUAUUGGCUAAACUGUUUCUCGAUCACAAGACUUUGUAUUAUGACACGGAUCCGUUUCUAUUUUACGUCAUGACAGAUUUCGAUUCAAGAGGUUUCCAUAUAGUCGGAUAUUUUUCAAAGGAAAAGGAAAGUACAGAAGAUUACAACGUUGCGUGUAUAUUAACACUACCCCCGUACCAGAGGAAGGGUUACGGAACGUUACUUAUUGAAUUUAGUUACGAAUUGUCAAAGUUCGAAGGGAAAACUGGUUCCCCCGAGAAGCCAUUGUCUGAUCUCGGUCUGCUCUCGUACAGAAGUUAUUGGGCGCAGACCAUCCUUGAUAUACUUAUAAGUAUCAAACCAGUGGGGGACAAUGAAAAACCCCUUAUCACUAUCAACGAAAUAUGCGAGCUCACUAGUAUCAAAAAAGAGGACGUUAUAAGUACUCUGCAGAAUUUGAACCUUAUCAACUAUUAUAAGGGGCAGUAUAUUAUAUCAGUAAAUCAGGAUACAAUACAACAACACCAGAAAGCGAUGGAAAAGAAACUAUUACGGAUAGAUCCAAAAUGUUUGCAUUGGACUCCGAAAGACUGGUCGAAGCGUGCUAAAUGUGUUUGA
Messenger RNA from Leptosia nina, 1608 nucleotides. NCBI's taxonomy places the organism in Eukaryota, Metazoa, Arthropoda, Insecta, Lepidoptera, Pieridae. The record is from the annotation of a GenBank genome assembly.